This is a messenger RNA of Trematomus bernacchii (emerald rockcod), 1961 nucleotides long. It is a transcript of the gene prkab1b, whose product is annotated as protein kinase, AMP-activated, beta 1 non-catalytic subunit, b. The coding region runs from base 572 to 1369 and encodes 265 amino acids. Gene Ontology annotation, molecular function: protein kinase binding. NCBI's taxonomy places the organism in Eukaryota, Metazoa, Chordata, Actinopteri, Perciformes, Nototheniidae. Gene Ontology annotation, biological process: signal transduction. Gene Ontology annotation, cellular component: nucleotide-activated protein kinase complex; cytoplasm; nucleus. The transcript is spliced from 8 exons. The record is from RefSeq and is a predicted model, not a curated record.
ACUGCCCCCCUGUAGGUCCGCCCCUGGAAUGAUUGCUUUCAAAGCUACAGUUCUUAUCUAUUUUUUUUCAGAGUAACCAACAAAAAAAUAACCAACUUUCUGACCAUUUUGCUGUUAUUUUAUGAUCAACAAUCUGUUUUGCGAAAUCAUGUUUCAAGUAGGCCUAGUUUAAGUAUUUGGCGACACUCGGGUUAAACUUUAACUCUCCCUGAGCUCGAGGACAGGAGGCGGAAGAGGUGUGUUUUCUCCACUAAAAACACGACACACACAACAAAGCGAGGUUGCCUUAAAUGGCGAAAACCCACAAAGAGCAGCAGACCUCAGGAGAUUAGCAGGAAAAGUAAAGGUAGGGAAUAAUGAAAGGGGAAGAGCACAAAUAAAACUCGAGUGACUUUUUGUGUCUGCGGGACCGUGAACGCACCUCCGCCUGAAUGCUGUUGAGGAAACUUCUGCAGUUAAAAGACGGGAACAGCGACAAAAAACGCGUUUACAACCAGAAACAAAUGACACAAAUGACCUCUGUUUGAUAAAACUACAUGCAAUCAAACCUCAUCUGUUAAGAUUUAGCAGGAUGGGGAACAGCAGCAGCGACAGGUCCGGGAGUCAGGGUGAGAGGUCAGACAGGGAGCAGGGAGGCAAGGAGGCCCGUCCCAACAUCCUGAUGGACAGCUCAGAGGACGCAGACCUGUUCCAGAGAGAAGAUACAAAGGCUCCAGAGGAAAUCCAGGAGUUUCUGGCCUGGCAGCACGACCUGGAGAGCGACAGCAAGAGUCCAAAGCAGGCCAGACCGACUGUGUUCAGGUGGACGGGGACCGCCAAGGAGGUCUUUGUGUCGGGAUCCUUCAACAACUGGGCCACCAAGAUCCCUCUCAACAAGAGUCAAAAAAACUUUGUGGCUAUUGUGGAUCUACCGGAGGGAGAGCACCAGUACAAGUUCUCUGUAGACGGGCAGUGGACCCUGGACCCUACUGGGGCCGUGACGACGUCUAAAACUGGCACAGUGAAUAAUGUCAUCCAGGUGAAGACGACUGACUUUGAAGUCUUUGACGCCCUCAGGAUCGACUCAGAGGACACUGAAGAUAUCUCAGACUUGUCCAGUUCUCCUCCUGGCCCGUACCUACAGGAAGCGUAUGUGAUAAAGCCCGAAGACAAGAUCAAACAUCCUCCCAUCUUACCCCCCCACCUGCUGCAGGUGCUGCUCAACAAGGACACAAGCAUCUCUUGUGACCCGACGCUGCUUCCAGAGCCAAACCACGUGAUGCUCAAUCACCUGUAUGCCCUCUCCAUCAAGGACGGGGUGAUGGUCCUCAGUGCAACGCACCGAUACAAGAAGAAGUAUGUGACCACUCUUCUUUACAAGCCCAUAUAACCCACAGAGCCGUGAUCCAGACUCUUAUUUUGAAAUGCUCAUAAUUCAUCUGUUGUUGUUCACAGCUGCUGCUUUGAUUAUUGUAUUUUUUAAAUACCUUCCUGAUAUCGAUUUAAAACAUUUGCUUAAUCUACUUUUACCAUCCUGUACUCUCAAAUUUGGAAAAUACUUUAAAGUUGAACUUGCUGCUGAAUGUUUGUCAAUGUAUGAUCUAGCAGUAACAACCUACAGCUUCCUUUCUUAUGAAGACCAAAGUAUCGCUAUAAACCAACAUCUCCAAAAGACAAUAGAGCAGCAGGUGGAUGUUCUCUUAUAGAUAUUAUAUAUAUUUUCAUUCUUACCUCAAUUGACCUAGAUAUGUCAAUAGAUUUGUAGUUGAUAAAGAGACCAAACACUUAAUGCAUAAGUGGAAAACUGAAGUGUUAGUGUGCUUUACAAAUUAAACUCACCUGGAAUUGUUAAAUAAAACUGUGACUGUAGAAAUGGAAACGCUAACGAUGCGAUAAGCACAGCUGCAACAUCUGUUACAACAUACGAGUACAAACAGACACGAGGAAAUAAAGGGGUUGACGUUCCCACACUGAGAAUCUCA